Frankliniella occidentalis (western flower thrips) is the source of this 2983-nucleotide messenger RNA. RefSeq names its product zinc finger protein 791-like. Bases 267 to 2834 code for a protein of 855 amino acids. NCBI's taxonomy places the organism in Eukaryota, Metazoa, Arthropoda, Insecta, Thysanoptera, Thripidae. Gene Ontology annotation, cellular component: nucleus. Gene Ontology annotation, molecular function: DNA-binding transcription activator activity, RNA polymerase II-specific; RNA polymerase II cis-regulatory region sequence-specific DNA binding. The transcript has 8 exons. The record is from RefSeq and is a predicted model, not a curated record. Gene Ontology annotation, biological process: regulation of transcription by RNA polymerase II; central nervous system development.
GCUGCAUUAUCAGCAGGGGGCGCGGCGGGCAGUUACGGAUAGAAGGAGGGAAAGGACUCCCGGACCCGGGACAAGGAUCGUCAUUGCUCGUCUAGGAGUAGAAGCUAGCUGACCAGUUGAACUCAGUUACACGAUAAAACAAGGUGUGGUUGCAGUCGUGCGUAUGCUGGGGGACGCGUCACGACAGCAGACCACUACACCGACCCCCCCCCCCUCCCCCCUCGCGACAGCAGACGGCUCUAGCGCAGCCAACGGUGCUGACCACCAUGUCGCGCGGCGAGUCUGACGAUAUGGAGUAUGAAGAUAUUAAAGUGUUUUUCACCCCCUCAGAGUGGAAGGAAUUGACCAAUGAAGAGAAAAAGUCACACCGGAAAUCAAAGGACAACUAUGAAGCCAUACGGCGCUGCGGGUGGACCACAAGACCCCCAUUUUUCAUGUGCCGCAAGCUCGCUGCUCCAGAGCGCAAGCAGCCACCUCAGCAGCAGGACGAGGCUUCCGGAGAGGCAGCGGCGUUCCCAUCUGUACUGGAUCUUGCCGGAGAACAUGGACGUCCUCCACGCCCAUCCCCUGACUUGCCCCGCGAGGGCGCCAGCCACGGGCCCAGGAUCUCCGAGCUCAGCACUCCCGGGCUCAGCACCCCGGAGGUCAGCACCCCGGAGGUCAGCACCCCGGAGGUCAGCACCCCCGAGGUCAGCACCCCUGGGCUCAGCACCCCCGGGCUCAGCACCCCCGGGCUUAGCACCCCCGGGCUCAGCACCCCCGGGCUCAGCACCCCCGGGCUCAGAACCCCCGGGCUCAGCACCCCCGGGCUCAGCACUCCCGGGCUCAGCACUCCCGGGCUCAGCACGCCAGGGCUCAGCACGCCAGGGCUCAGCACACCCGGGCUCAGCACCCCAGGGCUCAGCACACCCGGGCUUAGCACCCCCGAGCCCAGGGCCUCGCGUAUCCCUAAGCGGGCCGUAAGCCGGAAGACGCCGGAGCCAGAGCUGCACGAUGACGCCUUCCUCUGCGCCGCGCCCAAGGCCAUGGCCUCCGUGCCCCCCCGCUACCCUAAGCGGGCCGUGAGAAGCAAGACGCACAAGGAGCCGGAGCCGCAGGACGACGUCCUCCUCGCCGCCACCGAGCCGCCGCCUGCUGGUGCUGCUGGGACUCGCGGGGAGCACGCGCAGCACGGAGAGGACCGCGGCGAGCAGGACGCUGCCGAGGAGGCGCCCCACCGCUGUGCGACCUGCGGGGCGCCCUUCAGGAGGAUGGCCCUGCUCAGGGCACACAUGCGGACCCAUGUCGCAGAUAUACUGGACAACGGUGUACUCUGCGACGUUAGUUCAGCGGAUAGUGCUGACUAUAGGCACACGAGGACUCGCACAGGUGAUAGACCCUACAGCUGCCAGUUUUGCGCGAAGAGAUUCUCUCAAAGCGCUGCACUCCUUACACACCUGGGGACCCACAUAGGAGCCGCCCCCGAGGCCAGGACGCCCGAGCCCAGGAAGCUCAAGAUCCUCAACCCCAAGGUCUCCGGGCACAACAGGGCCUCCGAGACAUGGACCGCCGCGGCCCCUCGCCCCUCUAAGCGUGUCGUGAGCCGCACGACGCGCAAGGAACCAACCAUGCACUGCGACGCCUUACUCUCCGCCACCAAACCACCGCCUGCUGGUGCUGCUGGGGCUCGAAGAGAGCAAGUGCAGGACGAAAAGGACCACGGCCAGCACGACGCUGCCGGAGAGACCCCCAACCGCUGUGCGACCUGCGGGGCGGCCUUCAGGAGGGCGGCCCUCCUCCGGGCACACAUGCGGACACAUGGCGCCGAUAAACUGGACAGCGAUGAACACUGCGGCGACAGUUCAGCGGACAGUGCUCACCAUUGUAGACACGCGGUGACUCACACAGGUGACAGACCUUACAGCUGCCAGAACCGAGGAAAACGUUUCUCUCAAAGUACUAAUCUACGUGUACACAUGAAGGCUCACACAGGUGAGAAACCCUUCAAAUGCCAGACUUGUGGCAAAGGAUUCACACAACGUGGAAAUCUUCAUGUGCACCUAAGGACUCACACAUGUGAGAAGCCGUACAAUUGCCUGACUUGCGGCAAAGGUUUCAUUCGGAGCAACAUACUCCAAAACCACAUGAGGACUCACACGGGUGAGAAACCUUACAAAUGCCAGACUUGCGGCAAACGAUUUACUCUGAGCUCCACACUUCGUUCGCACAUGAUGACUCACACGGGUGAGAAACCUUACAAAUGCCAGAUUUGCGGCAAAAGAUGCACCCAGAGUACUGCACUCCGUUCCCACAUGAGGACUCACACGGGUGAAAAACCUUUUCAAUGCCAGACUUGCGGCAAACGGUACACUGAUAGGACCACACUUCGUGUUCACAUGAGGACUCACACAGGUGAGAAACCUUACAAAUGCCAAACUUGCGGAAAGGGGUUCAUAAAAAGACAACAUCUCCACAAGCACAUGAGGACUCACACAGGCGAGAGACCCUUCAACUGUCAGACUUGCGGCAAAGGGUUCAAAGAACGUCACCAUCUCCAGAUACACACGAGGACUCACACAGGAGAGAAACCUUACAAAUGCCAAACUUGCGGAAAGGGGUUCAUAAAAAGACACCAUCUCCACAAGCACAUGAGGACUCACACAGGUGAGAGACCCUUCAACUGUCAGACUUGCGGCAAAGGGUUCAAGGAACGUUACCAUCUCCAGAAACACAUGAGGACUCACACAGGUGAGAGGCCCCACAACUGCCAGGCUUGUGGCAAGCGUUUCUCUCGAAGUCACCAUCUCCAGAUGCACAUGAGGACUCACGCAGGUGAGAGAGCCAACAAAUGCUAGACUUUUAAAAGACACAUGAGGACACAACAUCAGUGUGUUAAACCCUACAUUAACCAGACUUCUGCAGAUGCCAUGGCAAAGGUUUCCUCAUGGUGGGCAUCUUUGCAGUCACGCCGGUAAGAAAUAUUUCAUGCGUCAUUCCGCGCUAA